This is a messenger RNA of Anisakis simplex (herring worm), 132 nucleotides long. NCBI's taxonomy places the organism in Eukaryota, Metazoa, Nematoda, Chromadorea, Rhabditida, Anisakidae. The record is from the annotation of a GenBank genome assembly.
AUGGCUGAUGUAGAAGAAGACCCGUAUGCGUUGAGUUCAGACUCAGAAGAUGAUGAACCAAAAGGACCCCCGCCUAAAAUAAACAUCGAGGGCAGAACCACCGCAGAUCUGUCAUCGCUGGUUUGUUUAUGA